GCCAGCUCCCUUCGCUUCUCGGUGCGGCGCCGCGAUGCCGAGAACCGACCGGCGGGCGACGGUGGACGUGGAGGACCUGCUGGUGCGCGUCAAGAACGGCGCCCAGCCCGAGCUCGGCGAGGUGGCGCGGGAGGUCGCCGCGCUGGCCCAGCAGGGGAGGCUCGGCGACGACGACGACGAGGACGGGCUCCUGGUACCGGCGCUGCUCGCGCGCCUCGCCGGCACGGCCGACGCCGAGGCCAGGGUCCUCGUCAUGGCCGCGCUGCGCCGGCUCGCGGCCUGCGCCGGCGGAAGCACCAAGGAGAGGAUGGCGAGCAUCGAGGCACUUUCAAGCAUUGUGCGUUCCUUGACUAGAGAUGUUGACGAGAGAGGGGAAGCGCUUGCGCUGCUAUUGGAUUUGUCAGACAUUCCGCAGGUUCGACAGAGGAUUGGAAGGAUCAAAGGAAGCAUAGUAAUGCUAGUCACGUUGAGGAACGCACAUGAAUCAGGAACCCAUGAUGACGCGGAGAAGUUGCUGCACAUUUUGUCAGCCAACCCGCAGAAUGUGCUGCUCAUGGCAGAGGCUGGCUAUUUUCGACCAUUGAUACAUUACCUGAAAGAAGGUUCAGAUAUGAACAAGAUCCUAAUGGCAACCGCCAUUUCUAAAAUCUUCCUCUCUGAACAGAUGAAAUCUUCCCUUGGAGAAGAUGGAGCAAUUGAGCCUCUUGUGGAGAUGUUUAAAUCUGGAAACCUUGAAGCCAAGCACUCGGCCCUAGGUGCCUUGCGUAAUCUCUCUAGCUCUCUACAAAACGCGGAACUUUUGGUAAAAUCUGGCAUAACUGGAUCACUGCUUCAACUUCUUUGUUCUGUCACAUCAGUGCUCAUGACUCUUAGAGAGCCUGCCUCAGCUAUACUCGCAACUAUGGCACAGUCUGACCAUAUCCUGCUCCAGAGGGAUGCAGCUCCUCAGAUGCUCUCGCUUCUUAACUUAUCGUGUCCAGUAAUUCAACUCCAUCUUCUAAGGGCCCUCAAUAGUAUUUGUGGGCACACAAACGCUAAGAGGGCUAGAGCUAAAAUAAGAAAAAAUGGUGGGUUGCAGCUCCUCCUGCCAUUCCUUAGAGAAAAGAAUGUUGGUAUCAAAAUCGCUGCUUUGAAUUUAAUGUUCAAUCUAUCAAAAGAUGCUUCUCAAGAACUGACUGAACAGAUCAGGGAGACCCAUCUUGAUAUUUUAGUAAAGAUUAUUGCUUCGCCUACACCUGGGAAUGACGAGAAGGCUGCAGCUAUUGCUGUCCUAAGUAACCUGCCGGCAACGGAUAAGAAUGUAACUAAGUUUCUAACACAAGCAAACUUGCUUCCACUUCUGAUCUCCUUACUGGAAGCCAACAUCUCAACAUCUUCGUCGCCACAAAAGAUGUGGUUACUGGAGGGCAUUGCUGGUGUAUUAACUCGGUUCACCGUACCUUGGGAUAAGAAACUACAGAGCCUAGCGGUUGGACAUGGGGUAGUCCCUUGCCUCGUUAAGUUACUUUCAGAAGGAUCAGUAAAGGCGAAGUCUAAAUCGGCGACAUCCUUGGCUCAACUGUCACAGAAUUCAGUAGCAUUACACAAGACAAAAUCACCAAGGUGGCUAUGUGUUCCCCCAUCAGCAGACUCUUACUGUAUAGUUCACAACUGCCAGUGCACUGUCAGAAGCACUUUCUGCCUAGUAAAGGCUGGUGCCGUCAAACCUCUGGUGCAAAUACUAGAAGGCGAAGAGCGCGGAGCAGAUGGAGCAGUACUGGAAGCACUGGCCACCCUUGUGCAGGACGAGAUUUGGGAGAACGGGAGCAACGUUAUUGCGAAGGCAUCAGGUGUUCACGCUCUGCUUAGAGUAGCAGAAGCAGGCGAGCUGACUUCCCAGGACAAGGCGCUAUGGAUACUGGAGAGGAUCUUCCGGAUCGAAGCCCAGAGAGAGCGGUACGGCGGGAUCGCACAGGCUUUGCUCAUCGAUCUUGCUCAGAAAGGAGACCCUGUCCUGAAACCGAUGAUCGGGAAGAUACUCGCUCACCUCGAGCUUCUGCAAACACAGUCGAGCUACUUUUAAGGGGUCGGCGUUACACAGUGAUGCUAGUUGAAUGACGUGGGCAGCCACCGAUGCUCUUCAAGGAGGUGUGGUACAUAUUGUACAGGAUGUUUGAAGUGCAACAUCUCCUUGCUCCAGCAAGAAGUUUUCUCCUGGAAUAUACAGGGAGAUUCUGCUAUGGCGAAGUACUGUUGACAGUUACUGUGUAUUUCCUGCUCAUUUUUGUUUGCUGAAGUAGUGAGCUGUAUAGUUUCUUUAGUAAAUUCUGUGUCCAGUGAGUUCCUUCAUGUUUAUGUAGAUAAGUACAUGCAACCAUUGUUUUGUACAGCACAUUUGUUCCGACUCCUAAUGAUUCCAAUUGGUCUACCA
This is a messenger RNA of Lolium rigidum, 2410 nucleotides long. Its product is annotated as U-box domain-containing protein 44-like. The transcript has 3 exons. The record is from RefSeq and is a predicted model, not a curated record. NCBI's taxonomy places the organism in Eukaryota, Viridiplantae, Streptophyta, Magnoliopsida, Poales, Poaceae. Bases 35 to 2062 code for a protein of 675 amino acids. Gene Ontology annotation, molecular function: protein binding.